Molecule: messenger RNA, 2618 nt
Organism: Gymnogyps californianus (California condor)
Lineage: Eukaryota; Metazoa; Chordata; Aves; Accipitriformes; Cathartidae
Gene: TFAP2A
Product: transcription factor AP-2 alpha
Exons: 8
Coding region: 28-1374 (448 amino acids)
Biological process (GO): regulation of transcription by RNA polymerase II; regulation of cell population proliferation; anatomical structure development
Cellular component (GO): nucleus
Molecular function (GO): DNA-binding transcription factor activity, RNA polymerase II-specific; RNA polymerase II transcription regulatory region sequence-specific DNA binding
Source: RefSeq, a predicted model, not a curated record
CUCUCUCUCUCUCUCUCACGCCAAUCCAUGAAAAUGCUUUGGAAACUGACGGAUAAUAUCAAGUAUGAGGAAUGUGAGAUGUUAGUACACAGUUUUUCGGCUAUGGAGCGCCACGACAGUACCAGCAACGGGACAGCCCGGCUACCCCAGUUGGGGACCGUGGGUCAGUCUCCCUACACCAGCGCCCCGCCGCUCUCCCACACCCCCAACGCCGACUUCCAGCCCCCCUACUUCCCCCCCCCUUACCAGCCCAUCUACCCCCAGUCUCAGGACCCCUACUCCCACGUGAACGACCCCUACAGCCUCAACCCCCUCCAUGCCCAGCCGCAGCCCCAGCACCCAGGAUGGCCGGGACAGAGGCAGAGCCAGGAGACGGGGCUACUCCACACGCACCGGGGUUUGCCCCACCAGCUCUCGGGGCUCGACCCACGCAGGGACUACCGGCGGCACGACGACCUGCUGCACGCCCCGCACGGGCUGGGCUCGGGGCUGGCCGACCUGCCCCUCCACUCCAUCCCCCACGCCAUCGAGGACGUGCCGCACGUAGAAGACCCCGGUAUUAACAUCCCAGAUCAAACUGUAAUUAAGAAAGGCCCCGUGUCCCUCUCCAAGUCUAACAACAACGCCGUCUCCUCCAUCCCCAUCAACAAGGACACGCUCUUCGGCGGGGUGGUGAACCCCAACGAGGUCUUCUGCUCGGUGCCGGGCCGCCUCUCGCUGCUCAGCUCCACCUCCAAGUACAAGGUCACGGUGGCGGAAGUGCAGAGACGCCUCUCGCCGCCCGAGUGCCUCAACGCCUCCCUGCUGGGCGGAGUGCUCCGGAGGGCAAAGUCUAAAAACGGAGGGAGAUCUCUGAGGGAGAAACUGGACAAAAUAGGAUUAAACCUGCCAGCCGGGAGGCGUAAAGCUGCUAACGUUACCUUGCUCACGUCGCUCGUGGAGGGAGAAGCAGUACAUCUCGCUAGAGAUUUUGGGUACGUUUGUGAGACAGAAUUUCCUGCCAAAGCAGUAGCUGAAUUUCUCAACCGACAACAUUCCGAUCCAAACGAGCAAGUCACAAGAAAAAACAUGCUUCUAGCUACAAAACAGAUCUGUAAAGAGUUCACCGACCUGCUGGCUCAGGACCGAUCUCCCCUGGGGAACUCGCGGCCCAACCCCAUUUUGGAGCCGGGCAUCCAGAGCUGCCUGACCCACUUCAACCUCAUCUCGCACGGCUUUGGGAGCCCGGCGGUGUGCGCUGCCGUCACCGCCCUGCAGAACUAUCUCACCGAGGCGCUCAAGGCCAUGGACAAAAUGUACCUCAGCAACAAUCCCAACAGCCACACAGACAACAGCACCAAAGGCGGCGACAAAGAGGAGAAGCACCGAAAGUGAGGAUCCCCCCACACCCCCGCCCCGCCCGCCCCACUCCUCUCCCUUCCCCCUCAUAGCCCAUCGAUCCAUUCAUCUCCCUCCUCCCUCUCCCCUGCACCCAGCACCCCAGGCUACAGCAACAGAAUGAGCGUCCUUCUGCCAGUCCUGUUCUCUGACUCUGCAGGACUGCUCUGCCCUCUCCCCACACCCCUUCCCAGCGUCCACAUUUCCAUUUGCUCCCUCUUAACUUCCCCCCCUCUCCCCGCUGCCACCAUCGUUUUACCCCGGUUUGGAGCCUAAGAGAACAGAACAGGGGGACGGAGCCAGCCAAGAAAAAAAGUUCUGUCUUGAGUUUGUGAACUUUUUUUUAAAUAAAACAAAAGGAGGAAAAAAAAAAAACAAAAACAAAACAAAAAAAGAAAAGGACUUUUUUUUCUAAAAAUAUAUUAAAAAAAAUAAAAAAAAAACCAAAAAGAAAUAAACAAUACUUAAAAAAUUCUAUGAGCUUCACCGGACUGAAUCACCACCUUCCCUUACAUAAACUUCAGUUAAGAUUGUAGCCAUAUUAAAAAUGAAAAAAAGCGAAAAAAGUACAGCAGCAACAGCAAACAAAAGGCAAAAAGGACUGAUGACAUUUUAUCAGUAUUGUGAAUAAACUUGAACACAAAACACAAGCAGUUCCAUGUCAUAUCUUCAGUUGUAGAACUUUUUCCUGUCCAAGGUAAAGCGACCAACUUGAACUUUCUAUUGCAACACGAUUCACGGUUAUUAUAUAAGGGAAUCAGUGUUCAUGUAUGUAUAUAUUUAUUUAUGUGUAAUUUAAUGGGAAUUGUAAAUAUGGUGAGUCUGUUUUAAGCCUUUUUUAUUUAUCUGGUGAUCUCGUUUACCUCUUGUUUAGUGGGUUUUAAAACUUCCCCUCUUAGUUCAUCAUGUGGUUCAUGGUACUUAUUUAGAUAUCAGAGGUUUUUUGGGGGUUUUUCUCUGGGAUUCAUCAUUUUUAGCCCUGUUGUAGCAUGUUAAAGGCGACAAUGAAGCAGCUGAACAAAUAAAAAAACAUGAAUUUUUAUAUAUAAUUAGUAUGACAUUUAGUUUCUCAUUGAAGAUAAAAUAAAGUGAUGUUGGACCCUGGCAAGGUUUUUAAACAUGUUAGUGGUUUUACAACCCUUAUGUGUUGUGGAAAAUGAAAGAAGAAGUUAUUUUCGUCCACUGUCCUCCUCCCGAAAGCACCAUCAGAGCAAUAAAUUAAGAUUGUCUUUUAAAACAAG